Pocillopora verrucosa is the source of this 933-nucleotide messenger RNA. RefSeq lists its product as uncharacterized. The record is from RefSeq and is a predicted model, not a curated record. Lineage: Eukaryota; Metazoa; Cnidaria; Anthozoa; Scleractinia; Pocilloporidae.
AUGUGCAGACAACAGAGUUCCAGAAGAAUUGAAGAAGAGUUUACGACUCCAUUCACGAUUGAAGAUGAGAACAAAAAUAGUGCGAAGACAAGAGAAGUUGCAACUCAAACCGAUUUGUUUGAAUCGAAGGAGGCAGACAUUCAGACUGAUGCUAGUGACGUGAUCACCUUGAUUAAGCAAUAUGAAACAAAAAUAGAGGAGCUAAAAAGUGAAAUAGAAAGGAUUUCAAAGAAAAAUGACUGUUUACAAAGUAAACUGUUCUCCAUUGAUAGAUUUUGUGCUAAGGAUUCUACUAUAUCCUUCUGCACUUCGCUUCCCAACAACAAUGUUCUAAUGGAAAUCUACAAUUAUCUAGACCCUGGAGAACAAGGAGAGAACGUCAGAUACUACAUUUACUCAAAGUCUGCCGUUCCCCCAGAUAUCUGCGAUCAAGGGAAAGGAGUAAACAAAACAAAAAAGGGAAGGCCAAGACUUCUGAGGCUAAUUGAUGAGUACUUCCUUGUACUGUGCAGGCUGCGGCAAGGUUUCCUUGAGGAACAUCUGGGUCAUUUAUUUCACAUGUCAACACCGACCGUUAGCCGCAUAGUUAUGACUUGGAUAAACUUUAUGUAUUUAAGACUUGGUGUAAUCAACAUUUGGCCAUCAAGAGAGGUAGUUGACACCACUUUGCCUGAAAAUUUUAAGGCAAAAUACAAAUCAACAAGAGUAAUCAUUGAUUGCACAGAAGUAAGGUGUCAAAUGCCCAGCAGCCUACAACUAAAUGGAGAACUUUUCAGCACUUACAAGAAUCAUACUACUCUUAAAGGACUGAUAGGAAUUUCUCCAAGUGGGGCUGUAACUUUUGUCGGUCAACUUUACACUGGGUCAAUUUCUGACAGGGAAAUUGUUUAUCGCAGUGGAUUUUUAGACUUACCCUUCAAUGAAGGUGAUUGA